UUUUUUUUUAUUUAGUAUAGUGGAAAGUGUGUUUGAAAUCUUGGAUAUUGGGUUAGCUUUUUAGAGGAAUUCGUUUUUUGGAAGCUUGGGAUUUGCAAAAAUGCGUACAAUGCCGCCUUACACAAUACUCACGCUUCUCCUGAUAAUACCAGCAACCAUAUCAAAAUCAGUAAAAUCAAAUGCGCGCCCAGUCCAUGAAAUCAUUAAUGAACAAUCCAGAAUAGACGAAAAGAAACUCAGCAGCCCAGGCUUUCUACCUUAUGGCAACCCUUUAGCAGGCAACUCUCAACAAAAUGCUAGACUACAUGCGCAGAAUCAACAAGCUAUGUUCAACGCAGAAAGAAUAAGGCAACACAGAGCUCAAGUCCAAAGAUGGACACAAGCCCCGAUACAGAUGGACAGCUAUAUGAAAGCUUAUCACGAAUCACAAGAGAGCCAUCAACUAGCUUUAGAACAACAGCAAGCGAAGCUAAGAGACGCUAAAGUAAUAGUUACUACUCCUAAAUCUAGACAAACAGAAUAUAAGAGUAGAAGACAAGAGAAAAGAGUAGAACCUAAAAGAGUUGAAAGAAUCAGACUCCAAAGUCCAGAGCCUACGAAGAUUACUAAAGCUGAUGCGAUUAUAAAGGAGAGAAGCAGGAACCAUAGGUCACAUGGUUCACUAGAUCUCCAAUAUCAGCAAUAUCUUCAACCAAAAAGGUACCAGACUGUCUAUAUUUCACCAGGACCUACUUAUGAUCAAGGAGUAACCAUCAAACCUAAUGGUAAUGUUGGUCUAAAACACUAUCAAGCUACGCAUGAAAGUAAGUUAUAUACAGAGGCCAUACCAAACACGGAGAAGCCUAUUUAUCCUAAGCAAUAUCAUCAAAUGCAAGAGUAUCAAUCUGCUCAAGAUAUUGAUGCAUUAAAAUCACUACUGAAAACUAACUCUAAAGAUCAACAAUUAUCUGGAGUAAACGCUUUAAUUGUAUCAGGAAACCAAAACAAAGAAGAAGAAGAAAAGCACAAAAAUCUGGAGACGCCGAUAGAUCUAUAUUUCUACUUAAAAGAUGCUCCAAACCCAAAUCUAGCACAGCAGUAUGAUCAUACAAAAUAUGUCCAAAUACCACAAUAUGCUAGCGCUUAUAUGCCUGAACCUGUAGUCAAGGAUCAUAAACCUAUAACUGAGCAAGUAGACGAUAUUGAAGACCCUAAUAAACACAGAGCAAACCUUAUCAGACCUUAUGGAGUACAACCUAUUGUAACCCCAGCGCCUGCCGCACAAGAUACAACCACAACUAAAAGCAACAAUUAUUAUAAAGUCGAAGUAGCCAGUCAGACUAUUUCCUCAGGACUCAAGUAUAGGGAGCCCGAUUAUUACGUAAAUGAAGAUUCAGCUAAACCAAGUCAGCAGGCGUUAGAAUAUUAUGGGACACAGUCAGACGAGAGCGACCAAAGCGAAAGAUAUCUUCAUCACAACGCGCAACACACAGGUGUCCAACAUUUGACAGGAGAUGGCACAGGAGUGUCUGCAUACGGCGAUGAUAGUCUCCAUUACGCUGCCAACUAUGAGUUCGGGUACAGAGUUCGCGACCACCACAGCGGCAACGAUUUCGGCCACCAAGAGGCCAAACACGGUGAGAACACCAACGGAGCCUACCAUGUGCUCCUGCCAGAUGGACGAAUGCAGAAAGUCCGGUAUUCAGCCGGUCCGGAGGGCUUCCAUGCUGAUAUCUCGUAUGAUCAUUUGCAGUACAAACAUUAAGUUCAUACACAACAUUAGAUUAUGUGGACAU
Cydia fagiglandana is the source of this 1775-nucleotide messenger RNA. RefSeq lists its product as uncharacterized. The record is from RefSeq and is a predicted model, not a curated record. The coding region runs from base 101 to 1744 and encodes 547 amino acids. Gene Ontology annotation, cellular component: extracellular matrix. The transcript has 4 exons. Lineage: Eukaryota; Metazoa; Arthropoda; Insecta; Lepidoptera; Tortricidae.